Messenger RNA from Xyrauchen texanus (razorback sucker), 1130 nucleotides. It is a transcript of the gene gfer, whose product is annotated as growth factor, augmenter of liver regeneration (ERV1 homolog, S. cerevisiae). The transcript is spliced from 4 exons. Bases 147 to 824 code for a protein of 225 amino acids. Gene Ontology annotation, cellular component: mitochondrion. Lineage: Eukaryota; Metazoa; Chordata; Actinopteri; Cypriniformes; Catostomidae. The record is from RefSeq and is a predicted model, not a curated record. Gene Ontology annotation, molecular function: flavin-dependent sulfhydryl oxidase activity; flavin adenine dinucleotide binding. Gene Ontology annotation, biological process: liver development.
UGAACCCGCAGACUUAGAGGAACAUAAAUAUGAAUAUGAAUGAGGACCAUGAAUAUGAAUGUGUAAUUUGAUGAGUCGGUCAUAUAUUGAAUGGGCAUUUGUAUGGGGUACUGUAAAUAAAUUACACAUCCCGACUCAAGACCGACAUGUGCAACAAUCGUUCCUAUCGUGUGAGUGGAAACAUGGCAGCACCCACAGGGUCAAACUCAUCCACACAAAACCCCACAGGUAUGGAGGGUUUCCCAAUCCCUGUUACAGGCAGACCACCGGAUAAAGAGCAGACCAUCACCACAGAACCGAAAAAGAAGCCCUGUAGAGCGUGUUCAGAUUUUAAAUCAUGGAUGAAGACGCAGAAGAAACAGACGACUCUAGCCUCAUUGCAGACAUUCAAAUUUCUGGCCACCAUUAGCAGAAGAAAGAAAGUCAUACACAUCUGGGAUGCCAUGAGGGAGAGCAGGGAACCAGAGGAGACUGAAAAGCCAGUCGAAUGCCCUUUGGACAGAGAGGAACUGGGCAGGAGCUCAUGGUCUUUACUUCACACUAUGGCAGCCUACUAUCCAGAAACCCCAUCCACUUCUCAACAGCAGGAGAUGACACAAUUUAUCAACCUCUUCUCAAAGUUUUUCCCAUGUGAGGAAUGUGCAGAAGACUUAAGAUCAAGAUUGAAAGAAAAUCAACCAGAAGCUAGCAGCCGCCACAACCUCUCACAGUGGCUGUGUCGUCUCCAUAAUGGCAUCAACAUCCGGUUAGGCAAGCCAGAGUUUGACUGCAGCAGGGUGGAUGAGCGAUGGAGAGAUGGCUGGAAAGAUGGCUCUUGUGACUGACAGCCACCAACAUAAACCCAAGCAAAGUGCAGUCACAUGACCUUGCCUCUUGGCUUCUGUGGGCUUAUCAUACUUUGGUUGUCCAUCAAGAGUCAUACAUAAAUAUAUACAUGUUCAAUUAGCACUUAACCUCUGUUAUAAUUAAGAUAAUAAUUUAUGGAUUAACAAAUGUCUAUAUUGUGAUUUUAAUAGUACAUCUUUUUGCAAGUUUAUGGCAUCGUGGUCCAUGUUUCAGAGAAUGGAAAGCAUCUCUAGUGUACUUGAGUAACUUUGUUUUAUCUGCGCCGCUGCUGAAAAUAAAAUGAU